Messenger RNA from Anarrhichthys ocellatus (wolf-eel), 1634 nucleotides. It is a transcript of the gene riiad1, whose product is annotated as regulatory subunit of type II PKA R-subunit domain containing 1. The transcript is spliced from 4 exons. Lineage: Eukaryota; Metazoa; Chordata; Actinopteri; Perciformes; Anarhichadidae. The coding region runs from base 593 to 865 and encodes 90 amino acids. The record is from RefSeq and is a predicted model, not a curated record.
UUCUAAACUGCACACAUUGCACAGCGAAGGAGGAACAGGGAGUUAAUACAAACCCGAGCAGCAUGUUGAGUUGGGAUGCAAAAUGUCAAAAAUCUAAUUGAAUUUUUUCAGUGUCUGUACAGCUAAAUCUAAACAGGAUUUAGCUGUACAGGAAGUAAUUCAUCAGCCAAAACCUCAUCAAAUAUGAUCGUUGUGGUCAUAUGUGGACUGUGAUGGGGUAUAAUUAGAGAAGUUAAUGAACUGAGUCAGUGAUGAAACUUCACUACAGCCACCGUGGUUGUUUACCGCUCUUGCAAUACUACAGAAAAAAAUCAAAAAGUUGAAGGAUUCUUGAGUUUUUUUAAGAGGCUCUAAGUAGACAAAACAGUGCUGUUUAUACCUGUCAUGCAAUUCUCAAAUUAUUCCUGCUUCAGGAUUCAGUUCAAUUACGACACAAUAAUAUACUGGGAGCUAUUGUCCUGUCACAUGCUGCCACCUCGCGGACGCAGCCAUUAUUGAUGGAGGUCGUUUCCAUAGCAGCACUUCUGCCCAAACCGUAUCAAACGUUUUCCGGUCAGUGGACACAGUAAGGUAAAGAAUUAGACGAACACAGAUGAUGGCUGGUUGUGGAGCUUUAGCGGAACUGGACGUCGGAGUAUUAAGUGCUGAGCAGCAAGAGAAGCUGCGACGCUUCAAGAUCAGAACGAGAGUCGACAACGAGACGUAUUUGAGAUCGCACCCAGAAGUAGAGGUAUUGAUAGGGGACUUUCUAAGAGAUGUAAUUCUUAAAAGGCCUGCUGACAUCCGUGAGUUUGCUGCACAUCACUUCUCCAACCCAAAUCUUCAUGUGGUUAUUGGCUCCAAAGUGGAAGGAAACAUGGAGUGAACCAAACCCAACAGUCACGAUGCUUCUCCUUUGUGUCUUUGUCUGUACAGAGCAACACGCGGAUGGACUCUAUUUUAGAAAUGACAAAGACACUAAUACAUUUGCUUCAGUCCACUAAUUGCUCAGUUGACAACAUUAUUGUCAGAUUUCCAAUCACGCAUCAUACACAAAUCAAAAAUGUGUACAUGGAAAAUAUGUAGGCAAACUUGUAAAUGUGUACAUAGAUAUUGGCUGUAAGUGUUUUGAUUUAAAAGCUGGAAAUAAAAAUGUAUUUAAAAAAAUCAGUAUCAGUUACUACAGCACACAUUUAUUUUUACACAUCUGCAGAUUCUUCUGUACUCAAAUCUCAGUAUGCAUUUAGAGAUUCUCUUACACAUUUACAAAUCUCAUUACGUACACACAGAUUGCAGUACAGUUACACACACAUUUGCAAACAGUUUUUCUACAGUAAUGGUCCCAUAGAUUUAGCGUCUAGCUGCCAAUAAACCUGAAUCUUAUCCUACUUUUGCAAUGGCCCUAACAUUCAAAUAUUCUCUCUGGAGUGUGAAUAAAGCUUGUACUGUUUGGUUAAAGCUAUCUUCCUUUGUUAGUGUAUUUUUGACCACUUAUUUUCAUAAUAUAUAAUGCAGCUCUGUAUUUGGUUGUGGUGUGUUGAUUUCAUCAGCCUAUCUAUCUUUACAAGCUUUCAUUUGGAAGUGCCAGACUAAGGGUGAGGGAACUUGUAUCUCUCUCUCAAUUCAAAUCAAUUCAGUUAAAUUCCAUUUUAAUU